GUACCCGGGGGUUCCCUGCAUGAAGGAACCGCCCGAGAUCCGCCUUGAACCACGCGGUCAGUCUCUGCCGAUCGGUCCGGGACGGCUCCGAGUCCGGCGACUUCGGCGAUCAAAAGGGUCCAACUCCCGCACCCAAAAACACGUUUAAUGCACCGCCGCGCUCCGGGGCGGGGACGGGACGGAAUGUUGCACGUCCGGUGUAAAACGUGGAGGCGGGAAGGGGAUGAGGGGCGCGGCCAUGGAAAUCUGAACCCGGAGCGCGCCGCGCGCUGCCGCACGACCGAGCCGGGCCAUUAUCGGGGUCGGAGCGGGAGCGGCACCGGCGGAGCGGGAUCUCAGCUCCACCAUCCAGCAGCUCCACACGAUGACAACAGAAGUGCAACAACCAAAUUCCCCAGAGCAUGAAUCAGAGCUGCUCUGCGCAGGAGAAGAAAAGCAACAGUUCAAACAAGGCUGCGAAUGGAACGUUGGCAUAGGGAAAAUCACCAUUUUGGCCUCUGUGGGUGGAGUGCUGCUUGGUGUCAUCAUCACGCUGCUGUUUGGGAGAGAGCUCCAGCGCUGUGAGCUGUGCUCACCGUGCCCAGAAGUUUCCCAUGUGAGUCACAACGCCUGGGUCGGUUUCCAAGGGAAAUGCUAUUAUUUCUCGGACACAGAGAGUGCGUGGAACAGCAGCAGGGAGCACUGCCAGCAGCUCGGAGCUUCCCUGACCACCAUAGACAGCAAAGAGGAGAUGGAAUUCAUGCUGUGGUUCCGGGGCCCGGCCAACUGUUGGAUUGGGCUGCACAGGGCAGAAGGGGACGAGCGCUGGAUGUGGGUCAAUGGCGGCGCCUUCAGCAACUGGUUCCAGGUGCGAGGCGGAGGCCGAUGUGCGUAUCUGAAUGGGGACAGGAUCAGCUCAGCCCUCUGCCAUCUACCAAAAUAUUGGGUCUGCAGCAGAAGCAACAGCACCUUCUUCUGUAAGGAUGGGACGUGGCCACAGUGAUGCAUCCCAUCCCCGUCAGCUCGGGCAGUGCCACGACAUUGGGGAAACCUUCCACGUUGUGCUGGGUGUGAUAGGUAAGGGUACAGUUAGUCAAAUCAAAACUCAAUGGUGCUUCCUCAGGUGUUGGGGAAUGUAAAAUGUCAUAAAAUGCAAGUGGUGUCGUAAAGGACUGAAACUAAGAACUGCAGGAAUUGCAAACUACACAUUGCCCGGGCACAUCACCUGCUGGAAAAUAACCAAAGAAAAACGGACAAGACGACUGACUUUCACCCCUACAACCAUCAGGAGGCAGGAAAACAAAUCCCCUGCAAACCUAUGACCCCUGCAACAACAAUAAUGACUGCAUAUUUAAAAGAGAUUUUAUUUUUUUAUAUAUAUAAUAUAUAUAAAUACAGAACUCCCCUUGGGCGCCCAGCGCUGUUCUGCUCA
This is a messenger RNA of Coturnix japonica (Japanese quail), 1411 nucleotides long. The record is from RefSeq and is a predicted model, not a curated record. NCBI's taxonomy places the organism in Eukaryota, Metazoa, Chordata, Aves, Galliformes, Phasianidae.